Molecule: messenger RNA, 5280 nt
Organism: Aspergillus saccharolyticus JOP 1030-1
Lineage: Eukaryota; Fungi; Ascomycota; Eurotiomycetes; Eurotiales; Aspergillaceae
Gene: csmB
Product: putative chitin synthase
Exons: 4
Coding region: 1-5280 (1759 amino acids)
Cellular component (GO): cell periphery; myosin complex; cell septum
Molecular function (GO): cytoskeletal motor activity; chitin synthase activity; ATP binding
Source: RefSeq, a predicted model, not a curated record
AUGUCCACUCGCUUUUCCGUCUACUCGAGCCAUUCGGCGGGUAUGUCGACGGCGCGGCCAGGCGCUCACUCCCCGAGCCCGGUGACGACCAACACCCUGCUGAAUGCGCUACAUGCCUACUAUAACUCGGCCCAGCCUUAUCAACUCGAUGCGGCAACAAGCUUGGUGGUGAACACCUGGGUCACCGCCACGCGGGCCACCUCGAACGGCCCGGAUGGAGGCACAAUCGACCGGGAGCUCGCCCUUCGCGCGUGGGAGCAUGCGCGACGACGAGCGGAGGAUGGCUGUAUCGUGCUAUGCUCCGCACAUCAGUCGACUCCGUCCAUUCUGGAGCCAUUCUUGGCAGCCCUGCCGCUUUCGACCCCAAGCAUCACCUUCACCGCGCUCACAGCUCUUCGACCCUUCGUCUCCGCUGUCACAUCAUUUAAUCCCUCCUAUUCGCUCUACUCCGCUCUUGCGGCCCGCUACUCCUUCAACCUGAAAGGGGAUAUUGUAGGACUGACGUUGUCGCUGUCGACCUCCGGGAUCAAUGUACGCAAGGGCCUGCUGGAGAUUGCUCCGGAGCCCGGUUUUCGUGCAUUUGACGUCUUCUACUACCUCCUAGCCUCCGUAUCGACUCCCGCCGAGCGCGAGUUCCUGAAUCUGAAGGAUGUAUCGGAGUACUCUCUGCUGAAAAAGUCCGGAACCUAUACGCCCCCAUCUUACCUCCCAACAGCGGACGAUGCGGCCGCCGCGGAAGACUUCCGGGCCGCGCUCAAGGCCAUCGGCAUCAAGGGAGCUUCCUUGCGUGGCUUGCUGGCCACCCUGGCGGGGUUGCUGAGGUUGGGCGACGCAGCAGGAUUGCUAGUCGAUCAGGAGGACUUGGAGGAAGCAUGUGAGGAAGUUGGCGGUCUGCUAGGAAUCGACCCCGAAGUGCUGGCUCACAAGUGCUCGACCGAUGAGCGGGAGGUGCUCAUGGCCGGGAUCUACGAGGCCCUCGUUGACUGGGUGAUCAGCAAAGCGAACGACGCCAUCUCAAGCGAGCUUCAAGCGAUGCUGGAAAGUAGCCCCAGCGUGAGUGGUGGCUCGGGCCCUGGAGGCCAGUGGACCGACGACGACACCGUUGCCAUCACCGUGGUGGAUGUCCCUCGCCCUGCCCUCGGAAAAGCAUUGGCAAUGCGAGAAGUCUUCGACGAUAGCAUUGGGAUCAAUGCGGAAAUGAAGGAAGAUGGCGUCAACGUCCCUCCCAUUGGCCAUGCACUUUCGAACGAGGUCCACACGGCAGUCGCACAGGUCGAGCCCGAUCUUGGCAUCACCACCGGGAAUGCCUGGCGCGAACGGGAACACGAGGUCGCGCGGCGACAGGAAGUACUCGAGAAGGUUGGUUUUGAAGUGGACGCGGACUCCUUCCUCCGACGCCUUCUGCUUCCUGUCGAAACCGAAGGCAUCACGCUGGGCCAAAAGGGCCGCUUCGACCUGAUGACCACCCUGGGCAGCAGCCGGGUGUGGCAUCACAUCUCCUUGCAUCCUACGGACGAGCUUCCCGCGAGUCUCAACCCUACCCUCCCAGCGGUCGGCUGGUCGGCGGCGGCGAUUUCGCGUCAGUUGCGCGAAUGGCGACUUGCUGAGUGGGCGAAUAGGCGUCUGAAGCAGCUCGACUUCACCGCGGACUUUGACGUGGAUGAGUUUGUGAGCCGCUAUCACCGGCUGGGCUGCGCGGACGGCAGAGAUGGGGUGGAGAGCUGGUUGGUGGAAAGAGGUUGGACCAAUGGCGACUCAUUCGUCGGUCACCAGCGGAUCUGGAUGCGCGAGAACGCUUGGUGGGAGGCUGAAACGAUGCUCGAUCUCAAACCUGACGAGUCGCCGCCAGUCAACCCCUUUAUCUACGACAGCACCAUGCUCGACCCGCAUUACGCUGGAACCCCCGUGGCAGAGUCGACCAGUCUCCUGGGCAGCCGCGACAACCUGCUGCAGAGACAAAGCACACUCGUGCCCAGUGUGCAUGGCGGCAUCGCCAAGUCCACUGCCCCUAGCGUUCCCCAUACUCUCCACAUGAGUGGCGGCGACUACGGCCUAGGCAACAAAGGUGACACGAGAAAAUGGGACGAGGAUUAUGCCCGCUACGAAGGGGAGCUUGAUCCGGAAUUCGGAGAUGGCAAGCACCUCGAGAAGAAGCAGAUCACCAAGGUGCGACGAGCUUGGGUUGCCUUCGUGUGGGCGUUGACCUUCUGGAUUCCCUCCCCUGCCCUCCGCUGGUUGGGUCGCAUGAAGCGUCCCGAUGUCCGCAUGGCCUGGCGAGAGAAGUUCGUGCUGGUCUUCCUCAUUCUGCUCUUCAACGGCAUUGUCUGUUUCUAUAUCAUCGCUUUCGGCGAUCUCUUGUGCCCCAACAAGGAUAAGGUGUGGAACGAGCAAGAGCUCAGCUGGCACGUAGGCAGCGACGACUUCUACGUCAGUGUCCAUGGCAACGUCUAUGAUAUCAGCAAGUUCUGGAAGACCCAGCACAGUGAUAACGGGAUUGACACGACCACGACCAACAUGAAGCCGUUCGCCGGAGAGAUUCUGGAUCCUUACUUCCCUCCCCCACUGACUCGAUUCUGCAGUCACUACGUGACCAGUCAAACCAUCCAGAUGGAAUACAACGACACGAGCGCGCUCGAGUACUCGGAUGCGGAACACAACUGCGGGUCAUACGAAACCCCGAGCACGACCACCAAGCUGCACAACAUCACGUGGUACGAAGACAUCUUCCUGCCCAAGAUGAAGGGUUACUAUAAGGGACCCCUGGUGUGGACGAGAGAGAAGGUCAAGAAAGAAGCUGAAUCCAGUUCACGAUACUGGGUCAUUGUCCAUGAGAAGAUCUAUGACCUCACGGAUUAUUUCUAUACGGCGGAUUUGUUCGAUGACACCGACGGCUAUGACUAUCUGCCUGAUACUGUGACCACACUCUUUAAGGAUUAUGCUGGUGAAGAUGUCACGUCCAAGUGGGGAAACUCCACCGAGUUCCAGAAUGUCCAGACCUGUAUGGACUACGUCUUCUACAAGGGCAAAGUCGAUUUCCGCACCAGCCCGAGAUGUACGGUCAACAACUGGAUCUUGCUGGCGUUUACAGUCAUGAUCUGUGCCGUGAUUAUUGUCAAGUUCCUUGCCGCCCUGCAGUUCGGGACCAAGCGGCGACCGGCUCCACAAGACAAGUUUGUUAUCUGCCUGGUCCCUGCCUAUACCGAAGGUGAAGAUGCGUUGCGGCAAGGGCUGGAUUCCCUUACUGCUCUGGAAUACGAUAACAAACGCAAGCUGAUCUUCGUGAUUUGUGACGGUAUGAUUGUCGGUGGUGGCAAUGACCGACCGACGCCCAAGAUUGUUCUGGAUAUUCUGGGAGUGGAUCCCAAGAUCGACCCGCCUGCUUUGCCUUGCAAGUCGAUUGGACAGGGCAGCGAACAGCUGAACUACGGCAAGGUGUACUCGGGGUUGUACGAAUAUGAGGGCAAUGUGGUUCCGUACAUUGUGGUGGUGAAGGUGGGCAAGGAGUCGGAACAGAGCAAGCCCAAGCCUGGAAACCGUGGCAAGCGUGACUCGCAGAUCCUUUUGAUGCAGUUCCUGAACCGCGUGCACCACCGAUCCCCUAUGUCGCCGCUCGAGCUGGAGAUCUUCCAUCAAAUCAACAACGUGAUUGGCGUGGACCCGGAGCUCUAUGAAUACUGUCUGAUGGUGGAUGCCGAUACUAGUGUCCGGGAAGAUUCGUUGAAUCGGCUGGUGGCGGCCUGUGCCAACGAUGCGCGGAUUGCCGGUAUCUGUGGCGAGACCAGUCUGCAGAACGAGGAGCGGAGUUGGUGGACGAUGAUCCAGGUCUACGAGUACUACAUUUCACACCACUUGGCCAAGGCGUUUGAGUCGCUGUUCGGCACGGUGACGUGUCUUCCGGGCUGUUUCUGCAUGUAUCGCUUGCGCACCGCCGACAAGGGUCGCCCACUGAUCAUUGCCGAUCAGGUCAUUGCCGAAUAUGCCGAUCCCGAGGUGGACACCUUGCACAAGAAGAACCUUCUGUCUCUGGGAGAGGAUCGUUUUUUGACGACUUUGAUGACGAAGCACUUUCCUCACAUGUCCUACAAGUUCAUCCCGGAUGCCUAUGCUAGUACCGCGGCGCCCGAGACAUGGUCCGUUCUUCUUUCGCAGCGACGUCGAUGGAUCAACUCCACCAUUCACAAUCUGGUUGAGGUGGCGGCUUUGAAGGACAUGUGCGGCUUCUGUUUGUUCAGUAUGCGGUUUGUGGUCUUGGUGGAUCUGGUUGGCACCCUGAUUCUUCCGGCCACGUGUGUCUACCUGGGAUACCUCUUGUAUCUGGUCGGCAGUGGCACGGGUCAAUUCCCGAUCAUCUCGAUCAUCAUCCUGGCCGGUGUGUACGGUCUGCAGGCGAUUAUCUUCCUGCUCAAGCGGCAGUGGCAGCACAUCGGAUGGAUGAUUAUCUACCUCUGUGCCUAUCCGAUCUACAACUUUGUUCUGCCGCUGUACUCGUUCUGGAAGCAGGAUGAUUUCAGUUGGGGUAACACGCGUAUCGUCAUUGGCGAGAAGGGCGACAAGAAGGUGGUUGCGGUGGCGGACGAGAAGUUCGACCCGCGCAGUAUCCCGCUGCAGCGCUGGGAUGACUAUUGCCUGGCCAACAACCUGCCGGGCCGCCGCGGCGACUUGGGCCUGAGUCAGGAGAAGCUGUACUCUGGGCGCUUCGGGGACGAGAUGGCGAUGGAGAUGGACGACAUGCAUUCGCAGUACUCGUCGAUCAAGCCGGCGUCGACGAUCCUGACGGGCUUUCCGCCGCACGGGCGCCACAGCAGCCCGUACAUGCCGCCGCAGUCGCCUGCGCCCUUCCUCCAUACGCCGGGCAACCGUCAGUCGCAUCUGUCGAGCUUUACGAGAUACACGGACCACCCGCACCAGAGCAGCCACAACGUGUCGCGGCAGAUGUCGAUGGGCAACAUGAGCCAGUUCCAGGAGAGUGGGCUGACCCACCGGCACAGCGUGGGGCUGAUGCAGAGCACGGACAAUCUGCUGGGGGGGCGGCCGAACUCGCGCAGUCCGGUUGGGUAUCCGUCUCGGCCGGUGAGUGCGUUCGACUUCCGCGGGGGGAGCGGGCCGGAUGAGGCGUCGAUCACGGAGGCCAUCCGGAGUUGUUUGGCGGAGGUGGAUCUGGACACGGUGACGAAGAAGCAGGUGCGCGCGUUGGUCGAGCAACGACUGCAGACGACGUUACUGGGCGACAAACGAAGUUUCUUGGACAAGCAGAUUGAUCACGAAUUGGCCAAUAUGUAG